This is a messenger RNA of Ilyonectria robusta, 1305 nucleotides long. RefSeq lists its product as uncharacterized. NCBI's taxonomy places the organism in Eukaryota, Fungi, Ascomycota, Sordariomycetes, Hypocreales, Nectriaceae. Bases 1 to 1305 code for a protein of 434 amino acids. The record is from RefSeq and is a predicted model, not a curated record. Gene Ontology annotation, cellular component: nucleus; cytoplasm. Gene Ontology annotation, molecular function: mRNA binding. The transcript is spliced from 8 exons.
AUGACUAGCACAGGCGCCCCAGGUGGAGGACCAAGUGCAGGAUACGCUGGACAGGUUCCCCAUCGAUCAUACGAGGAACGGGCUGCGGCGCGAGAACAAAUGAUGUCGACCAUUCGCGAGUCGUCUCAGCAGGACCGCCGGGUCUACGUCGGCAACCUUUCGUACGAUGUCAAGUGGCACCAUCUCAAGGAUUUCAUGAGACAGGCUGGAGAAGUGCUUUUUGCCGACGUUUUAUUGCUUCCAAACGGAAUGUCGAAGGGAUGCGGUAUUGUGGAAUAUGCUACGCGGGAGCAAGCCCAGCAGGCUGUUGCCCAGCUAAGCAACCAGAACCUCAUGGGUCGUCUCGUCUAUGUUCGAGAGGAUCGUGAGGCGGAACCCCGAUUCAUUGGCGCCACCGGCGGAAACCGUGGCGGCUUUGGCGGCGGAAUGGCCCCCGGCGGCGGCGGUGGUCCUGGUUUCAACCCCGGCUAUGGCGGCGGUGCCCCCGGCGGUGGCGGUCGUCAGAUCUACAUUGCCAACCUUCCCUUCAAUGUCGGCUGGCAGGAUCUUAAGGAUCUGUUCCGACAAGCAGCUCGAAACGGCGGUGUCGUUCGCGCCGAUGUCCAUGUUGGCCCUGACGGGCGGCCUAAGGGAUCCGGAAUCGUCGUGUUCGAGAGCCCUGAUGAUGCUCGCAACGCCAUCCAACAGUUCAAUGGUUACGAUUGGCAGGGACGAGUUCUUGAGGUCCGCGAGGAUCGAUACGCCGGCAGCGGUCCAGGAAUGGGCUUCGGCGGUCGCGGCGGUUACGGCGGCGGCAUGCGAGGAGGAUUCGGCGGUGGCUUCGGCGGCCGUGGAGGAUUCGGUGGUGGUCGUGGCGGUUUCGGUUUCGGUGGCCGUGGUGGUUUCGCCGGAGGCCCUCCCGGCGGCGGUGGUCCGGGUGGUUUCGAGGCUCCUCCUCCUACUGGCUCCGUCCCGCCCAACGCCUUCACCGACUUUGCCACCUCCGGAACUGAGAGAGGCGAGAUUAUCUUUGUUCGCAACCUUCCUUGGUCCACGAGCAACGACGAUUUGGUCGAGCUUUUCACCACCAUCGGCAAAGUGGAGCAAGCCGAGAUCCAGUACGAGCCCAGCGGCCGUUCUCGAGGCACUGGUGUCGUUCGCUUCGACUCAGCCGAUACUGCUGACACGGCUAUUGCCAAGUUCCAGGGUUACCAAUACGGUGGCCGUCCUCUCAACCUGAGCUUUGUCAAGUACCUGAACCAGACCGGAGGAGAUGUCAUGGAUACGGACCCUCACGGCGGCCUAACGCAGGACCAGAUCAUGUAA